GAUAUGAUCUGCCAAAAGGGAAAGUACGUCAUACGUGAAUCAAUACUGAUUACUUACUUUGUUUCUAGUUAUAGUUUAAAGUUAUAGCUGCAUUAUUUUGCCGUGUUCAAUGCUAUCUAGUUAAAGUCGCGAUUGGUAUAAUCUUAAAAAAAUUGCAAAAUGGGAGCCGUCUUGGGUCUUUGUUCAGCAGCGCAGCUCGCGUGCUGCUGCGGCAGUGCUGCAUGCUCACUAUGCUGUUCAGCGUGCCCGUCGUGCGCAAACUCCACCUCCACACGGCUCAUGUACACCCUGAUGUUGCUGCUGGUUAUGGUGGCCGCAUGCAUCACUUUGGCUCCUGGACUCAAAACAGAACUUCAAAAAGUGCCUUUUUGUGCUAAUUCAACAGGGGUCGUACCAGCCAAUUUUAAAGUAGACUGUAAUAAUGCUGUUGGCUACCUUGCAGUUUAUAGAAUUUGUUUUGCGCUGUGCAUGUUCUUCGUUCUGAUGGCAGUGAUAAUGAUAGGUGUGAAGUCGUCCAAGGAUCCUCGUACCGGAAUACAAAAUGGUUUCUGGGGCAUCAAGUUCCUAGUGGUGAUCGGCGGUGUAAUCGGCGCGUUCUUCAUCCCCGAGGGCUCGUUCGCGUCCACGUGGAUGGUGUUCGGCAUGAUCGGCGGUUUUUGCUACAUCAUUAUACAACUGGUGUUGAUUAUUGACUUUGCGCAUUCGUGGGCAGAGAAAUGGGUUUCCAACUACGAGGAGUCGGAGUCGCGCGGGUGGUACGCGGCGCUGCUGCUCGCCAUGCUCACGUGCUUCACGCUCGCCCUCACUGGCAUCGUGCUCUUGUUCCUCAACUUCACGCAGGCGCAGGAGGACAGCUGCGGCCUGUCCAAGUUCUUCAUCUCGAUCAACCUGAUCCUGGUGGUGAUUGCGAGCGCGAUCUCCAUCCUGCCAGCGGUGCAGGAGCACAAUCCGCAUUCGGGCCUGUUGCAGUCCUCGGUGGUGUCGCUCUACGUCAUGUACCUCACGUGGUCGGCCUUGUCGAACUCGCCGACUCCCUGCAACAGUCUCAUCGACCCUAACAAUGAUCGUAAAGAAGAUACUUACUGGGCGGCGUCAUUCGACAAGCAGGCCAUCAUCGGGAUGGUGAUCUGGGUGUGCAGCGUACUGUACUCGUGCGUGCGCACCGCCUCCAACUCCUCCAAGAUCACCAUGUCCGAGCACAUCCUUGCAAAAGAAGGCACAGGGCAAGGAGGGCUCAUUGCUAACGAAGGGUAUGAUUCCAUAGAGGGCGCGGGCGCGGACGGCGGGGAGGGCGGCGAGGCCAAGGUGUUCGACAACGAGGGUGACGGCGUGGCCUACAACUGGACCUUCUUCCACGUGGUGUUCGCGCUGGCCACCCUGUACUCCAUGAUGACGCUCACCAACUGGUUUAACCCCAGCUCCCAGCUUAUGAAAGAGAACGUGGCGUCCAUGUGGAUCAAGAUCUCCUCCUCGUGGCUCUGUGUCGGGAUUUACAUAUGGACCAUGGUCGCUCCAGCUAUCUUCCCAGAUCGCGACUUCAGUUAAACUUUACGUAUUUGUGAUGUAAUUACAUAAUUAUGUUCAUAUUAUUUGAAUAAUUACAAAAAAAUGCAAUUGAGAUGAAAAACGUAUUUAGGGAUCUCAUGUACCAAACAAUACAGCAAACCCAAAAGGGUAAAACUAACUUUAUUUUUUAUGGGAUAUAUAAAUAUCACAUCCAUAUUUAGCUAUUUUGCUUUAGUGUUAGAGAUUAAUCGAUAAUAAAUUGGAUAACUCGAGAAGUGAGAAUGUGGCAACAAGUUCAUUAGAGUCCAGCGGUUUGGUGGCUCUAUUUCUGACCACAAGUGCGAGAUGUUUAUUAUUUUGCGGACAUAUAAACAAUUAUUUACGAUAAUAUAGGUCUCGCGGUCGCCACAACGUGGACAUAGCCGAAGGGGCAUAAACUUUACUCUCCUUAUAUUGCCAGCGAUUUUCAUCUUUUUUCUUUCUUUCUUCCUAGCGUUGUCCCGGCAUAUUGCCACGGCUCAAGGGAGCGUGGUGUCCGCUUUGACAACUAAAGUUUUUACGAAAGCGACUGCCAUCUGACCUUCCAACCCAGAGGGUAUUAGGCCUUGUUGGGAUUAGUCCGGUUUCCUCACGAUGUUUUCCUUCAUCGAAAAGCGACUGGUAAAUAUCAAAUAACAUUUCGUACACAAGUUCCAAAAAACUCAUUGGUACGAGCCGGGGUUUGAACCCGCGACCUCCGGAUUGCAAGUCGCACGCUCUUACCGCUAGGCCACCAGCGCUUGAUUUUCAUCGCACAUAAAAAAUAUUUUUUUGUCUUUAGACAUACCAUAGUAUUAGAGUUGUAAUUUUCGGAGACCUGUGUAAUUCUGUGUACUUUAGACAUACUUGUUCAUUUUCAUAUAAAUAUACAAAGACGAGCGUUCAGAACUGCUGGGAUUGUGUUGGCUAAGCGAGCAAGUCGUUAAAAGGAGAAGAGAAGCCGCCACAGAUGUUAGUUUGCGUAACUAUUUACUUCUUAGUUGAGCUUUUUGUGGCCAGGCUGCACGUCGGAUAGAUCAUGGCAAAAGCGACUUACGUGUUUUAUAGUAAGGUCCAUCUUCGCGUUUGGCAUUUAAGUAGACGUUGCUUAAUAAUAUUGUUUGCGUUUUUCAAAUUUUAGUAGGCUAUAAUAUCUAAUCUAUUUACUCCCAUUUAAAUUUAAUCACGAUUUAAUACUUGUAGUACUAGCUAAAUGUUUGAAGUUCUGUGUUAUCCUAGUCUCCUAAACUACGAAAUUAUUACAAUAAAACUCUGUAUCUACACCAAUAA
Molecule: messenger RNA, 2814 nt
Organism: Cydia pomonella (codling moth)
Lineage: Eukaryota; Metazoa; Arthropoda; Insecta; Lepidoptera; Tortricidae
Gene: Serinc
Product: probable serine incorporator
Exons: 12
Coding region: 160-1545 (461 amino acids)
Cellular component (GO): membrane
Source: RefSeq, a predicted model, not a curated record